AUGGCCAAGACUUUCCAGAAGCACUGCAAGCUGAAUGUAUCUCUGGUGUAUUCAGGCCAGACUGAAGACGUCAUUAUACAAACAGACGUGGUCCGUGCUUUCCCAGGUACUGACGUGACCCUGGUUUGCAGCUUCCCAAAACCACACACUACCCGCAUAAUACAGACACAGUGGUCCAAGACUGAUGCCACCCAGCUUAGCAAAAUAGCUGUUCAUCACCCCAUUUAUGGCACCCACUACUUCACGUUUCCGGAGGCUCCUUACAACUUUUCGGUGUCCUUUAGCACAAGAAAAUGCUGCGACUGGAAUGCUACAGAGGCUUUCUGUUCCCCCCAUCCAAACAUCACAUCUGAGUGUGAUCAGUGGGCUCUGCAUCUGAAAAACGUUACCGUCUCCCUUAGUGGGCAGUAUGAGUGCAGAUUUGCUACUUAUCCAUAUGGGACAAAGGCUGCAAAAAUUCGACUUAUUGUCAAGGCAGAAGAGGAGCAGCACUACAUGAAGGAAUUGUGGUUAAACCAGACUUUAGAAAUACCAUGCCUUGAGGACACGACCUCAGAAGAUUUGUCCAAUUAUCCUUUGAAAUGGCUAGUGGGGCAAAAUGGCAGGGAAGAGGAACUUGUGACCAAGGAACCCUCUUGUCCUGCAGUGUACAGGAACAGCAGCAUGCUGUACAGGCAAAGAGUCCGCCUGGGUUUGAAUAAUGAUCUGAAGAUUUUCCCCACCAAAAUCACAGAUGAUGGCAGGGUGUUUUCCUGCCAGGUGGUGUACCACCCGGAGAGAGUCCAGAAGAGCAGCACCACCGUGAGAUUAUUUGCCUACCCUGAGAUCUCUGUUAGCCUGCAGGAGGGCUCAGCUGGCCCCUCGCAGAAGCCUAACGUGAGCUGUGUCGUGAGGAAGGCAUUUCCCAAACCGAGCCUCCUGUGGUACGUGGACAGAGCGAGACUGACGGAGCAGCCUGGAGAAAUUUCUGUUGAACAAGAAGACUCGCAAGACAAUGAAGGUUUCUAUCAGCUGAGAUCAACGCUGAUGUUGCAAGGGACCCACCAGACACAUAAGACAUUCUCCUGUGCAUGUCUGUUUCCCUUUUUUGGGAACAAAACAUGGCAUAUUUCAUCAGAAGAAAUAUUUGUUUCCCUCGACCUUGGAAACUCAGCACUUCCAUCAGCUGUCAUGACUACUUCAGAGCAGCAGUCGACAUCUAUGGCCUCUCUAGAUUUCACAAGUCAAGCAAGCUUGGCUCCCGCUUCCACGACACAAGGCGUGCCGAUUUCUACUGCAGAGACAAAAAGCUAUACCAGUGCCCCAGCAUUGAAUGAGCGUUUGACAACAGCAUAUUUGAACGAUUCCACCACCGAAUCCCUGCAAAGCCUCAGGAAUGUCACGCACUCCUCUGAGAAUACGACCCUGGUGCAUCGUAACCUGUCCUUCAGCAUCACAGACCAGACAAUUUCAGUUACCAAGGGGAAAGAUUUCUUUACUACCAGCAGUCUGCUCAAUAGUACUGGUGGCACGAGGGACGUGAAAGCCGGUCACUUCCCCUGGCCAACAGUGGUAGCCAUCCUGCUCCUCUUCUGCAGUUUUCUAUUAGUUUUGGGCAUCAGAAAAUGGUGUCAGUACCAGAAAGAGAUUAUGAACAGACCUCCAUCUUUCAAGCCACCACCACCUCCAAUAAAGUACACCUGCAUGGUGGAGUCUGAUGGGACUCCCCCAUCCUGCCACGAAAUGGAAAACCUGUAA
This is a messenger RNA of Pelecanus crispus (Dalmatian pelican), 1737 nucleotides long. The record is from RefSeq and is a predicted model, not a curated record. Lineage: Eukaryota; Metazoa; Chordata; Aves; Pelecaniformes; Pelecanidae.